Molecule: messenger RNA, 2403 nt
Organism: Grosmannia clavigera kw1407
Lineage: Eukaryota; Fungi; Ascomycota; Sordariomycetes; Ophiostomatales; Ophiostomataceae
Product: tryptophanyl-tRNA synthetase
Exons: 9
Coding region: 1-2403 (800 amino acids)
Biological process (GO): translation; mitochondrial tryptophanyl-tRNA aminoacylation
Cellular component (GO): mitochondrial matrix; ribosome; mitochondrion
Molecular function (GO): ATP binding; structural constituent of ribosome; tryptophan-tRNA ligase activity
Source: RefSeq, a predicted model, not a curated record
AUGCUGGACGAACGACAAGGCUUUCUUCGCGUUACGGCCUACCACCGCGACGACUACGACCUAGCCGUAAUCCGGACCGCGCCCCACGAACAGGGCGCCUUCUUAUCGCUGCUUUCCCAGCCUUUUCAGCUACCGGGCACCGCUCUUAGCUCGCUGGCCUGUCUCGGCCCUGUUGGCAUGCUGCGCACCGGUAUCGCGGCCUGUAUCGCCUUAUACAAGCUAUACGGGGCGCUCUGCGCUUAUGAAUGUGUCCGGUGCGGUGCGUUCGGCAGCCACCUGGAUUUAUCUACCUCACAGCGCUACUGCUUCGCGUGCGUGCAGUCAUGCCCCUGCCUAUGUGUUACGCUGCUCUCGUGCUUCGCCAAGGCUGCUAUACUGUCGCCGGCCCGUCUUCGCCGCCUACUACUCCUACUGAAUGUUAUCCGCAACACGUUUGGACUGGGAAAUCGCGUGCUUCAUUACAUGGCUACGGUAGCAUCUUAUGUGCUGGAUCGGAUCACUGGCGUCGUGGAAGCCGGUGUCAGCUCACAAAAUUUACGGGCGGCAAGCGGUGCUGUUGCGGUUCGCGUGCACGAGUCCGAGUUCAAAAAGAGGCGUGGCUACCUGACAAAACUUGACAGCAAUGGGAGGCCCAGAGCCUCCACGGGCUUGCAGCAGGUACAGAAGGUCGGUAUCUAUGCCACCGAUAACGCCAGCGCCGAACCCCGCAUGCCGCGUGCUGUCCAGGCGCUCUACCUCCGGCCGCUCCGCCGCGAAUGCGAGUACGGUGUUCCCUCGGCCGACCUGCAGCUGCGAUCGUACAGCAAGCGCAGCCUAGAGUUCUUCUCAGACUUUGCUAUGCGGGCUGCAUACUACCUCGGUCUGCCAGCGUUUGGGCCUGUACCGUUGCCGCGGAUCACAGAGCGGUGGACGGUCCCCAAGUCGCACUUCAUCUUCAAGAAGUCACAGGAGAAUUUCGAGCGUAUCACGGUGCGCCGGCUGAUUCAAAUCCGCGACGGCCACCCGGAGACAGUGCAGCUGUGGCUGGCCUUUCUCCAGAAGAACGCCUACUCUGGUGUGGGGAUGAAGGCCAAUGUGUGGGAGUACAGCAAGCUAGACGUGGGCAAGCAGAUGGACAAGCUGGCGGAGGAUAUGGAAGGCCUGAUGGAGUCGCGGUGGGAUCAAUUGGGUGAGAGCAGGAUCACAGCCAAGAUGGAGGAGGUCCUGGCCAGUGCGGGGGAGCCCGAUGCAGCAACAGUCCAGCAGCUCAAGGAGCUCCUGGCUUCGGAGCGCGUAAAGCGCUGCUUUUCCGAGGAGAACAGAAGACUAGAACAGUCACGGCCCCCUCCUGAGGCACCGAUUCAGGGCGGAGCCGUAAUCUUCUCCGGCAUCCAGCCGACCGGUGUGCCACAUCUCGGCAAUUAUCUCGGCGCUCUACAGCAAUGGGUGCGGCUGCAGGAUGCUGCUGGCGUCGGCGACAAUGCUACCAAGCUUUACUACUCUGUGGUAGACCUACACGCGCUUACGACGACCGCAAGUACCGGGGGCGGCGACGCCCUUCGCCAACGUCGUCGCGAGAUGCUGGCGGCCUUGUUGGCGAUCGGUCUCGACCCGGAACGAUGCGUACUGUUUUAUCAGUCCUCCGUGGCGGCCCAUUCGGAACUCAUGUGGCUUCUUAGCUGCACGGCGUCUGUCGGAUACCUCUCACGGAUGACCCAGUGGAAGAGCAAGCUCCAACUAAAGGACAACGUGUCGUUCGCCGAUGAAAAAGCCCGUGCCGGACUCAAGCUCGGACUCUUCUCCUACCCAGUCCUACAGGCUGCCGAUGUGCUCGUCCACCGCGCCACACAUGUUCCUGUCGGCGAGGACCAGGCCCAGCAUCUCGAGUUUGCUCGCGAGUGUGCCACCAACUUCAACCACACCCAUGCCCCUGCACGUCGUGUCAUGUCGCUCCAGCAGCCGACCUUCAAGAUGUCCAAGUCGCACGCAGAUCCCCGCUCCCGAAUUCUUCUGACUGAUACGGCCGAGACCAUAAAGGCCAAGAUCAUGGCCGCCCUGACCGACUCGACAAACGCCGUAUCCUAUGAUCCGGCCGGCCGGCCGGGUGUCGCCAAUCUCCUGGAGCUUCUGGCGCUGGUGGGAGUGGGAGAGGGCGACGGGGCAUCCGCUGAUUCUCAACAGGAAGUCUCGGCCCUGGCUGCAGCCAUCGCAUCCGAGCUCGAUGGUAAACCGCUGCGGGUCCUUAAAGAACGUACAGCUAAUGCCGUGGUGCGCCGUCUCGCUGGUAUUCGGGAACGCUUUGUUGAUGCCCUCGAGCGGGACGCGGGGGCCUAUUUGGACCGCGUGGCGGCCCAUGGUGCUAAGAAAGCCCAGGCAAAUGCGCAAGAGACCAUGGAAGCUGUGCGGGCGGCUGUUGGUUUGUGA